Messenger RNA from Anolis carolinensis (green anole), 3511 nucleotides. Its product is annotated as zinc finger protein 229. Gene Ontology annotation, molecular function: RNA polymerase II cis-regulatory region sequence-specific DNA binding; DNA-binding transcription factor activity, RNA polymerase II-specific. Gene Ontology annotation, biological process: regulation of transcription by RNA polymerase II. The transcript is spliced from 2 exons. Lineage: Eukaryota; Metazoa; Chordata; Lepidosauria; Squamata; Anolidae. The coding region runs from base 1011 to 2207 and encodes 398 amino acids. The record is from RefSeq and is a predicted model, not a curated record.
GGCAGUUUAGAUUUCGAUUCAAUUCAGGCUAAAUACAAUUUCCUUUCUAGACUUAGUUUGUCAAUAAAUGACUGGAGAAAUAGAUAUCUGCACAUAAUCGAGGGCUUUAAAAAUAGUUAGAGGACAUUUAUCUCCAACUCAGACAAUUAGAGAUACUUCAUGCUGUUUUCCUUCAAAAGCAGCUUGUGGGUUCAGACAGGUUUUGGGUUCAGACAGGUUUCAAGUUUUAUCAGGAUUUUUUCCCCCCAAAAUGACCAAAUUUAGCGGCUGAGGGGAAAAAGGAAGGGGCCUGAGGCUGUUAGAAAUUGGGAGAGUUGCAGUCCAAAAUACCUGGAGGGCCUACGUUUGCCCAUGCCUGAUAUAUAUACAUGCACGCACAGGGAUAUAACAAUCUUGUAUAUACAGUAUGUGCUUAUACAGAUAUAUAUAGAUAUAGAUAUACACACAUACACAUACCAAUUUCAUAUGCAUUCAUAUACAGAUGAUCUUACUUUUCCUCAGAGCUGCUAUAAACAAACAGGCGCCCUCUGUCGGUAUGAAAGGCCCGACUGCGCCUGCGCAGAAAUGUCUGUCAAUGGGAGGGAGGAGGGGGGAAAGAUGUCGCUUCUCCUUUAAACGUGCAAGGCGGGGCGGGGCCGAGAGUGCCAGUUAGCUGGCCAAUCAGAAGCGCGGCCGCUCCGCAGAGGCCCCACCCCUUUUGCUUCCUAGAGAGACGGAUAGUGACGUCACCGUGGGCUCCGCCUCUUCCGCCGGUGCCAUUUCUGAGUGGAAGAGACCGGAGCGACGGAAGCGAGGUCUCCAUUGGAGCCAAGGGCGAAGAGGAAGGAAGAAAGGAAAGAAAGAGGGAAAUAAGGAUUCUAUGGAACCACAUCUCGGGUGCAGAAAGGAAGCCAAUAGUACAGGAAGAGUAAAUCCUCUCAAUGUGAUGAUCUUGCUGAAUUCUUGACCUCACAGAUAAGAAAGGGGGAAAAAAGAGUCAAGUAUCUGUAUUGACCCACAUCACUGCUGACAUGAAGGAGAAAGUAUCUAAAUGUCUGGAGUGUGGAAAGAGUUUCACUCGAAGGGAUUGUCUGCAGCAACAUGAAAGGACUCACACCGGGGAGAAGCCCUACAAAUGCCUACAGUGUGAAAAGAGCUUUGCUAACAGUGGAGGUUUACAUUUACAUCAAAGAACUCACACUGGGGAGAAACCCUAUACAUGCCUGCAGUGUGGAAAGACCUUCACUUAUAGUUCAAAUCUACGUUCACAUCAAAAAACUCACACUGGUGAGAAACCCUAUACAUGCCUGGAGUGUGGACAGGGCUUCACUCAUAGUUCAGAUCUACUUUCACAUCAAAGGACUCACACUGGAGAGAAACCCUUUACAUGCCCGGAGUGUGGAAAGAGCUUCACUCAUAUUUCAAGUCUACGUUCACAUGAAAGGACUCACACUGGGGAGAAGCCCUAUAUAUGCCAGGAGUGUGGUCAGAGCUUCACUAAGCGGGAUAGUCUAAGUGCACAUCAAAGGAUUCACACUGGGGAUAAACCUUUUACAUGCCCGGAGUGUGGACAGAGUUUCACUCAUAGUUCAAAUCUACGUUCACAUCAAAGGACUCAUACUGGGGAGAAACCCUAUAUAUGCUUGGAGUGUGGAAAGAGCUUUGCUUAUAGUUCAAGUCUACUUUCACAUCAAAGGACUCACACUGGGGAGAAGCCCUAUCAAUGCCUGGAGUGUGGGCAGAGCUUCACUAAGCGUGGUGGUCUAAGUUUACAUCAAAGGAUUCAUACUGGGGAGAAACCCUAUAAUUGCUUGGAGUGCGGAAAGAGCUUUGCUCAAAGUUCAGGCCUACAUUCACAUCAAAGGACUCACACUGGGGAGAAACCCUAUACAUGCCCAGAGUGUGGAAAGGCCUUCACUCAUUGUUCAAAUCUACAUUCACAUCAAAGGACUCACACUGGGGAGAAACCCUAUACAUGCCUGGAAUGUGGAAAGAGUUUCACUCAUAGUUCAAAUCUACAUUCACAUCAAAAGACUCACACUGGGGAGAAGCCCUAUACAUGCCUGGAUUGUGGAAAGACCUUCACUCAUAGCUCAGAUCUACGUUCACAUCAAAGGACUCACACUGGGGAGAAACCCUAUACAUGCCCGGAGUGUGGAAAGAGCUUCACUCAUAGUUCAAGUCUACGUUCACAUCAAAGGACUCACACUGGGGAGAUGCCCUCUUAAUGCCUGGAGUAUGGACAGAGCUUCACUCAUACUUCAAGUUUACAUUUACAUCAAAGGACUCACAUUAAGGAGAAACUUUGUAUAAACACAUGGUGUAUGGAAAGAGCUUCUCUGAGAGUCCAAAUCUACAUCGAGUCAGAAUUCACAUUGGAGAGGACAGUAGUAUUUGACUCCAGAGAAAGAUUCUCCAAGACGAGAGUUGUCCAAACUUUUCUUUUUUAAAAUGAUAUUUUAUUUCAUUUUCUCAGUUUUAUGACAUCAAGGAAAGGGGAACAAAGAAAGGGAAAAAAGAUGGGAGCUAGUAAAAAAUGCAUGUUGGUCACAGAGUUUUGUUAGUAAAUUAAUUAAAUACAUGAGUCUGUUUUAUCACCAGGGGUGUGAAAAGGGAGAGCACUAUUGUACAUAUUCUUUAACAUAUAAAGGGGUUCCAACUACAGUAUCUUCUAUUCCAAAAGCAAAUGAAUUCUUGUCAUCUGGCAUUCACAUUGAUCUUUCUGUCUUCUUAUAUUGUCCCAUUGUUAUCUUUUCCUCUAAGCCUGUGUAAUAAGUGUUCCUUUUAAUUGUUUUAUCAGAUUAUUUAUACAUACAGUAGAGUCUCACUUAUCCAAGCUAAACGGGCCAGAAGAAGCUUGGAUAAGCGAACAUCUUGGAUAAUAAGGAGGGAUUAAGGAAAAGCCUAUUAACAUCAAAUUAGGUUAUGAUUUUACAAAUUAAGCACCAAAACAUGUUCUACAACAAAUUUGACAGAAAAAGCAGUUCAAUACGCAGUAAUGUUAUGCUGUAAUUACUGUAUUUACGAAUUUAGCACCAAAAUAUCAUGAUAUAUUGAAAACAUUGACUACAAAAAUGGCUUGGCUAAUCCAGAAACUUGGAUAAGCGAGGCUUGGAUAAGUGAGACUCUACUGUACUCUUAUUUUUACCAUAGUUUUAAUAUCCAUUGAUUAUGAAACGAAAUGAUUUUUAUGGAUCAGCCAAUUGGCCUUACUAAAACACACAGUAUAAACACAGUGUACGGUAUACAUCAAGUCUGAGUAAAAAUAAAAAUUUACAAGUAUAGAGAGAAAAAGUGUGAGUGGCCAACUUGUAACCAAACAUACCAUAAUCUUAAGUAUAUACAUCAAAUGUCCUCGUUCCCCUUACACUGUAUGCCAAUCUGAUCAAUAUACUCUAAUCUCCCUUUAGAUGCUUUAUAUAGAUAAAGGGCAACUUUUGUUGUUAAAACGGGGUAUAACCAGCUUGUAAAAAUGUUGUUUUGGCUGCUGUAUCCCAGCUCGUUUUAUUACAAAUAAAAAGACAUGACUGUU